Paramecium sonneborni is the source of this 1190-nucleotide messenger RNA. Lineage: Eukaryota; Ciliophora; Oligohymenophorea; Peniculida; Parameciidae. The record is from the annotation of a GenBank genome assembly.
AUGAUAUCAGAUUAAUUAAGAUAAGUUCUUUCCAAUAAUACUCCAAACAUUAUAGGUCCCUAACUAUCUCGAAAAACUGUUCUUUUGAAAAGAAAGAAUAAGAAAAUAUGCAAUAAUACCCUUAAUCAACUUCCUCAAAAGGGAAAUUAGGAUGUCUCAUCGAAAGUAGAGAAUUCCUAAAAAACAGAUAAAACUGAUACAAAUACCAUAAAAUCGCAUAGUAAUAUGGCUUCUCAAACAUCAAAUUCAAUCCCUUGUAUUUCUUAGGAUGUAUUUGAUGGUAUUGAAAUUCCUGCUACUGAUCCAAUAUGGUUAGAAAUCAUUCCUUAAGAAUUAUUAUUAGAAACUACAGUAGAGAAAUUAUUGGAAGACAACAAAGAUUACUUUUAUAAUUUAUUAGGAUUAUAUUUAUAAGAGAGAGCUAUUGGAGAUUUGAAUAUGUCACGCUUUGUUAUACCUUAAAAGUUUUAAACUUAAUAUUCUAAAGAUUUCACUUUGAAAUCAAUUGAUCGUAAAGUUGGGAUUGACUCAAGAAUAUAUGAAGAUUACAAAUAAUAUAAUUCUCCAAAUUAAAAUACUACUACUUAUAAACAGUAUUUUUAGAAACCAAUUUAAAAUGAGAUAAUCCAAUCAUUUAAACCAACAUCAGAGAGAAGUGUUUUAGCAAUGGCUGCUUUAACUACAUAUAAAGUGUUCUUUAAUUUUAUUAUUUUUAGGCUAAUCACAUUAAUUUUAAAUAACCUGAAAAACCUGAAAUUAUGAAAGCACCAACCAAUUCUACAACUGGAAAAUUACUACUUAAUGGAAAUUCUAAUUAUAAUCAAGAAUUUAAAUGGCAUUAGAACUAUGAAAGAUUGCCUAAUUUUAAAAAUAGUUAUUCUAAAUUGUAUUAAUAUCAAUCAUUUAUUAUUUAGAAAUCCCAUAUCAAAUUCUGAUAUCUUUUUUACUAAAGAGAGAGCUUCUAUUGACUUUUAUCCUUUGAGUCCAUAAUAAAAAACUACCCAAAUUAUUAAAACUCCUUCUUUUUAAGGGUAAUUCAUAACUACAUUUAAGCAGUAUCUUAUACAUUAUUAAUUUUAAGUGAUUAUUAAUAAGUUGAUCAUGAAUUAUUAACUCCAAAGACAAGAAAUUGGAAAUUGAAUUUGGUUAAUAAAAUUAAUUCAGUUCGAGAAAGAUAAAUUUAGUAGUGA